AUGGGGUCCAGCACGGCUUCCGAGACCACCAUCAACACCAGCACUGAUAGUGCCAACACGAUGGUCACCACGGUGACCACGACGGACGGUGAGCAGCCGGACGACAGUUUGGACCUGAUAGACGGAUUCCCGGAAAUGUCGCCACCCCCCGUGACCACCCACUCGCAGAGCGGUACCACGCAGACCCCGUCCAGAGCCAACUCCGGCUACGUAGAAUCCACCCCAGCAUCCGGUACGAAGGACGCCCAGCACAGCACUGCCCCCGGGGGCCAGGCCCCCAGCUCGAACCACGCCGUAGACAGUCCUGGGGCCCCGCCACCCACCCCGAUGAUCGGGACUCACCAAGAGUCCAGGUUCACCUUCACCAGCGGACGGACCCCGCCCCUGCCCGACCUCAAGGUCACCGAUUUCUUUAGCACCCCCGUCAGAGGUUCGGUUGAUGCCGGUCAACCGGACGCGAACCAUAUCAACUCGAUGCUGUCGCUGGUCGCCGCUAAGGAGAGGCAAAACGCGAGCGAGUCGUUCAACGGUAUCUCCAGAAUCCAGCAAUCCUCAGAUAAGGGAACCAGCGAGUCCAAAUCCGGCCAAAAGAACAAGCCCAACAUCAACGUGACCACCAAUCCUUUGGACAUCUCGCUCUGCGGAGGUCAGCCAUCUUGCACUCCUCACGGGUCAACGGGGUCAAGAGGUCGAGGGAGGUCCACAGAAUGCCAUCCGCUCGUUUCACCCAUUCAUUCGUGGGUCAGGCUCUUUUUCCCGUUUUGCGCACUAGGUACAGUCCGCCCGGCCACGGAACGAUCUCCUGGGCCUAGCGGGGGUGCAGCAGGCACCAAGAGGUCGGCCCAGGCCACGAUCGUGGUGCAGCAGCCUUCCCUGUCCCUGGACGCCCCGGCGGCCACCAUCCUCCUGCGCCCCGACGCCGACAACAGACGUCGCGAGGACAACAUGCGACAGCUCCUGGACGUGACCAACACCCUCACCCUCCAGGACAUCCACGACUUCGAGAUGAG
Molecule: messenger RNA, 1010 nt
Organism: Orussus abietinus
Lineage: Eukaryota; Metazoa; Arthropoda; Insecta; Hymenoptera; Orussidae
Product: flocculation protein FLO11-like
Exons: 5
Source: RefSeq, a predicted model, not a curated record